UUGCCGCAUAAGAGCGGGUUGUUUUCUAUCAGGCAGUUGCGCGGCCACCCCAGUGGCGCCGCGGAUCAGGCAUAUCAUUGGUCACCAAGCUUUGCUUCUUCCUUUUACGCAUCCCUGCAAGAGCCGCUGCCAAUAUGAAUGACACCGUGACUGUAAGGACGAGGAAGUUCAUGACGAACCGCCUGCUUCAACGGAAGCAGAUGGUUGUCGAUGUCCUGCACCCUGGCAAGGCAACGGUCCCCAAGACAGAAAUCCGGGAUAAGCUCGCCAAGAUGUACAAGACCACCCCAGAUGUGGUGUUCGCAUUUGGCUUCAGGACCCAGUUCGGUGGCGGUAAAACAACAGGCUUUGCCAUGAUCUACGAUUCCCUGGACUACGCGAAGAAGAAUGAGCCGAAACACAGGCUGGCCAGACACGGCCUGGUCGAGAAAAAGAAGUCGUCCAGGAAGCAGCGGAAGGAACGCAAGAACAGAAUGAAGAAGGUUCGCGGCGUGGCUAAGGCUAGCGUCGGCGCGGCUGGGAAAAAGAAGUGAAGUUUCUGUUGCAGGUAUUAUAGAACCAGCAUGGUGUGUAGAGUUGCUGAGAUCUGCCCUGUUUUUAACACCUGUUCCUGUAGUGCUUUUUGCUCCCUCCCAGUUUUGAUCCACAUAUUGGCACCUCUAUUGAUCUUCAGUAGUGCGUUUCCUCAUACUUUUUUCUUUUGAGUUGUUAAGCUCAGAGAAACAUCUGUGCGCACAGUCAGUGAAUGGUGUGCGAGUGUUUCGAUACUCAGAUUUUUGCUUUCUGUCUUUGAGGUUGAGCAGUACUUACCGUUAUCCUCUGCUGGGCCACAGCGCAACAGCAGCGCAUGCUUGUCACUUUCUAAACUGCCUCUCGGCACCUAAUCAGUGUCACACCUCAGCUAUUUGUGACGGUUGCCUAACUUGACGAGCGAAUCAUGACGUGUUAAGGUCACUUGUUCUACAGCCUCGGCAAGAUGUUGGCAGCUCUCGAUGAAAUUUUGGGGCAUGUUAGUGUCCACUAAUAAGCUAGCAAACUACGAGCAUGAAGGAUAUUCACUGAAGUGUGCAAAUAAGCAUUGACUGACCAUUCUGACAAGCAGAUGGUUCACAGGAUGGUCAGUAUGUUACUAGUAGUUUGUUACGCUUGUCUUACUCUAAGUGUGGGUGAUGUAUAGAUAACCUUUUUCGUCUUUUUUUUUCCUGUAGUGAGCAUGGACCUUCAGGGGGCGCCUGGAUCCUUGUGUUAUUUGUGAAAUAAAUUUCCAAAAAAAAAAAAA
Brienomyrus brachyistius is the source of this 1279-nucleotide messenger RNA. It is a transcript of the gene rps24, whose product is annotated as ribosomal protein S24. NCBI's taxonomy places the organism in Eukaryota, Metazoa, Chordata, Actinopteri, Osteoglossiformes, Mormyridae. Gene Ontology annotation, molecular function: structural constituent of ribosome. Gene Ontology annotation, biological process: translation. Bases 135 to 533 code for a protein of 132 amino acids. The transcript has 5 exons. Gene Ontology annotation, cellular component: ribosome. The record is from RefSeq and is a predicted model, not a curated record.